AUGGAUGUGUCUUUCAUUGUGAGGGGGUUAAGAUUGCUGGGUAUCUUUUUCAUUGCCAAAGUGUUUCGGAUUGCUGGCUGCCCUCACGGAUGCAAUUGUAGUCAGUUUUUAAUCAACUGCACGGGGGCUCAGCUCCAACAGUUCCCAAAAGACAUUCCACUCAACAUCAAGCAACUGAUUUUUUCCAACAACGACAUCUCCAGGCUCCCCAGCGUCCACCUCAACUAUCUGGGCGGCCUGGUGUACCUGGACAUCAGCAACAACUCCCUGACAGAGAUCUCGCAAAGCUCCUUUCUCAACAUGCAGAUGCUGGUGUACCUGGAUCUCAGCCGCAAUUACUUGCGGAGGAUCACGCACUUCACCUUCAAAUAUCUGACCAACAUAUUGGUGCUGAAAGUGAGCAGGAACAAGGAGCUGACUUUCAUCGACAACCGGGCGCUCGCAGCAAACUCGAAACUGCAAGAAAUUGACUUCAGCGGAAAUGAUUUAACAUUCAUUGAUGUCAACCUGCUGGCAACUCUUCCACACCUGAGGUCGGUGCGUCUUGCUGGAAACCCGUGGACGUGUAACUGCAAAACGGAAUACUUAAUUAGCUGGAUGAGAAGACACAGGAGAAUUAUUCCAGAUGCUGCUGACAUCACUUGUGCAUUUCCAGAUUCUUUGCAAGGAGUCCUUGCCACAGAAGCUGCAGAUCAACUUUUCCCACUUUGUCAUAGGAAAAGGGAAUUUAAAUUGAAAGAAGUCCUUUAUUUUUGCCUUAUUGGCCCAGGACUAUUUUCUGCAAGCAUUGCACUCAAUUUGACUUUCAGUUUAUUGAUGGUUCAUUUCAAGAGGAUCAAGAAAAAAGAGCUGAAACGUUAUCGCAAACUCCGCAGGACCAUUUCGCUUAAAUAUUCCAAGCGGCCUAACGUGAUUACUCAACAAAUCAAUACCAAAGUCUUCACGAAUGGGAGCACUGCAGUAGGAAUGGAAGUCAAUCGAUGACUUUACAUCUGAGUUUUUACUGUGAAAAGAUGGUCCAUAUGGAGAGUGUGCUAAGCUGGCACAAGAGAUGUUAAGUAACAGUUACAGUAUUGCCUUAAUGCCUACACAAUCAGAAAACCAUCAUAAUCAACUGGACUUACAACUGUUAUUCUGAAAUUCCAUUUUGUAGCAUGUUGAAUCUCAGUGAUUUCUGCACAUUUAUUUGUUUCUAAAUCAUAUUGGAAAACAGAAUCAUCCAGAUUUUAUGACUCAAAAUUUUGCAAAUGAAAUUUGUUAAUAGUGUGAUCUUAUUUUAUUACUAUAUUGUUAGAUAACUUAGAACUGUUAACAUUGGACCUGUUUUGACCAUCUCCUUGCAAACCAAUGGACUGCCAUAAUAAUUCAUUUUACAUGUAGGGAGUAAAUUUGAAACAA
Messenger RNA from Pristis pectinata (smalltooth sawfish), 1398 nucleotides. RefSeq names its product leucine-rich repeat-containing protein 52-like. The transcript has 2 exons. The coding region runs from base 1 to 984 and encodes 327 amino acids. Gene Ontology annotation, molecular function: protein binding. NCBI's taxonomy places the organism in Eukaryota, Metazoa, Chordata, Chondrichthyes, Rhinopristiformes, Pristidae. The record is from RefSeq and is a predicted model, not a curated record. Gene Ontology annotation, cellular component: plasma membrane.